Molecule: messenger RNA, 1164 nt
Organism: Racocetra persica
Lineage: Eukaryota; Fungi; Glomeromycota; Glomeromycetes; Diversisporales; Gigasporaceae
Source: the annotation of a GenBank genome assembly
AUGGGACCCUUAGAAGAACAUCUUAGGCGUUACGAAGAUGUAACAGGUCAAAUUAAUAGUACAUCUAGUUUACGAAAAAACAGAGAAAAUGAUGCGUUAAAGGCAAUCAUUAAUAUUGAAAAUUCAAUGAACAUUGAUCUUUGCUUCGCUUUGGACUGUACAGGCUCUAUGUCUAAUUAUAUCGAAGCAGCGAAAGAGCAUAUAUUAAAGGUAGCUAGUUACGUAAACAGCAAUAAUUCAAAUAUCAAAUUCUGGGUUGGUUUCUGUGGCUAUCGUGAUCAUUGUGAUCAUAGUGAUCGCUUACAAAUUUUUGAUUUUACUAAUUCUCUCGAGAAAUUUAAAACGUAUAUAACCAAUAAAGUGAAAGCUAAGGGUGGCGAUGAUGUACCAGAAGAUGUCUUAGGUGGUCUUAAUGCUGCGAUAACUGAGAUGACGUGGAGCAAUGCCACUCGUAUUCUUAUUCAUAUUGGCGAUGCGCCACCACAUGGUCGUCGUUUUACCAACUUAUAUGAUGAAUAUCCAGAUGGUGACCCGAAUGGUCUAACUGCAGAAAGUGUGCUAAAGAACAUGCAACUAAAAAACAUUUUAUACUACUUUGGAAAAAUUAAUGGUUCUACUGAUGUUAUGCUUAAUGUAUUUCGUAAAAUAAUUGGAGAGUUUCCCGUAUUUGAUCUUAUGACUACAGGAUAUAAUCCUGAGGAAUUAGUCAAUAAGUUUUGCAAAGCUACUAGCACAGCCAUCUUUUCUUCUAUUACACUAACCACAACUUUAAGAAACUCGAAAAGCAUAUACUCAUUACAACAAAAAAAACUUCAAGUCGAUCCAAAUGAACCUGAUUGGACUACUCAUCCAGAGAAAACAGGAAAACUUUUAUGUUAUGCUUCACCUAAAACUCUGGCUGAAGUUAAAGACGAAUAUUAUCUUAUUAAUUCAAGCUUUAUUGAACAAGAAAUAUCUUUUAAGCUUGCACCGCAACCAUUCUCUAUCGGUGCUGAACGAUAUGCUUAUUUCGCACUUGAUACAAACCUUGGACAAGAUAAUAAAUUAGUGAUAAAAAAGUAUCACGACAUUGUAAUAAGCGCAAAAGAAAAGUAUUUAGAAUCAGUGGAAAUUUCUAAUGUUGCUUAUUUUUUUUCAACAGAAUUCAAUAUAGCUGCAGAGCGG